AUGAACGACACCAUGAACGACACCAUGAACCACACCAUGAACGACACCAUGAACCACACCGUGAACCACACCGUGAACCACACCAUAAACCACACCAUGAACGACACCAUGAACCACACCAUGAACGACACCAUGAACCACACCGUGAACCACACCGUGAACCACACCGUGAACCACACCAUGAACCACACCAUGAACCACACCGUGAACCACACCGUGAACCACACCGUGAACCACACCGUGAACCACACCGUGAACCACACCGUGAACCACACCGUGAACCACACCGUGAACCACACCGUGAACCACACCGUGAACCACACCGUGAACGACACCAUGAACCACACCGUGAACGACACCGUGAACCACACCGUGAACCACACCGUGAACCACACCGUGAACCACACCGUGAACCACACCAUGAACCACACCAUGAACCACACCAUGAACCACACCGUGAACCACACCGUGAACCACACCGUGAACCACACCGUGAACCACACCGUGAACCACACCGUGAACCACACCAUGAACCACACCGUGAACCACACCAUAAACCACACCAUGAACCACACCGUGAACCACACCGUGAACCACACCGUGAACGACACCAUGAACCACACCAUGAACCACACCAUGAACCACACCAUGAACCACACCGUGAACGACACCAUGAACCACACCGGCAGAGAGUGCAGUGACGAAGACUCUCUGGCCUGA
This is a messenger RNA of Knipowitschia caucasica, 720 nucleotides long. The record is from the annotation of a GenBank genome assembly. Lineage: Eukaryota; Metazoa; Chordata; Actinopteri; Gobiiformes; Gobiidae.